Messenger RNA from Folsomia candida, 1622 nucleotides. RefSeq lists its product as uncharacterized. Lineage: Eukaryota; Metazoa; Arthropoda; Collembola; Entomobryomorpha; Isotomidae. The record is from RefSeq and is a predicted model, not a curated record. Gene Ontology annotation, molecular function: mRNA binding. The transcript has 6 exons. Gene Ontology annotation, cellular component: nucleus; cytoplasm. Bases 145 to 1464 code for a protein of 439 amino acids.
AUACCCGCGAAGCGAAGCCUGCGGAUUAUGCUGCACACACAAACAGAUGUAAACAUGUAAAUGGACAUUGAAUUGGAUACUGGACACUACGUUGGUUGAGUUUGAGUUAUCUUUGGGUCGGUAGGCCAAGGUACCAAAUGCACCAUGGCUGGACGUGUAGACAAAGUUACAACGUUCAAACUUUUCGUAAAAAACCUGGGUUAUGGAACAACGCAGGAAGAGCUGAAAACUGUGUUUGAAACUUGUGGACGAGUAGUGGAAUGCCAGAUUUUUAAGAACACGUUGGCCUUUGUUCACAUGGAAGAUGAAAUCAGUGGUAGGAAUGCUAUUCUGAUGCUGAAUUCAAAGCUAAUCAAUGGUAAAUGUAUGGCUGUGGAGGAGUCGCUACACAAGGAAGGCCCUAGUGUGGCGUCAACCCGUCUCAGAGUUCGAAAUGUACCCACUGCUUUAUCGGCCAAUGCUUUGAGAGAUCUAUUCAGAAAGUAUGGCGCCAUACUAGCCGUGGAGAUUACAGAUAAUGAAGCAAUAGUGACAAUCGAAGCCAUUAGUGAUAUGCGAGCAGCUAUAAAUGAUUUAAAUGGGUAUGCAUGGGAUGGUCAGCAAAUAACUGUGGAGCCAAUCUUGAACACGGCUAUAAGUUACAGCCCAAAGAAAAAAAUGCCUUGGUAUGACGCCUAUCCACAGAAGUACAGCGGUCCUCCAAGAAAUGACAUGCGUAACGGUCCACCACGACCCAUGUUCUCGGGGAGAGGAUUUUAUCCACCACCCUCACGAGGGGCUAAUUUUUAUAAUCCAGAAGGACGAGUUUUACGAGACCCCGUUGGAGCUGGAUUUCCUCCACCGCCACCAAUUGUUUAUGGAGUUGAUCCACCACCGCGUCCUGAUGUUCCAGCAGCGAUGGGACGUGGCAAUAAUCAUUAUUCGAAUGUUACUAUUGAACCAUUGUUCUUCAAAAGACACGAGUUUAAUAACAAACAGCAGCAGCAACAACCAAAUCAAGACAUCUCAUCAUCAUUUGAUGAAGAUGUAUCACUCGACAAUUUAGAUAAUGCCGGUAUUUCAUUUGAGUCGCCUCAAAAAUCUAAUUCUAUACCAUCAUCGAAUUCGUCUGGUGAACAGCAGCUGUUGACUGAUCAUCAACGACAAAGAAUCCCAAUGAAACGUCAUGCGGUCGAGUCAUUUACACCUGAAGCAGGAGAACAGUUCCCAGUGCCUGGUAUGAUUGCUCCUGGGACAUUUAAACCUCCCAAAAAGUAUUAUUGCAAUCUUCCAAAUCGCCCUAAAAAGAAGAAGAAUAAGUCUCAGCCAAAACCUCAGCUUCCAGUCCCAGAGGAUAUUUAUUUCCAGCGACCAGUUCCUGAUUUCUCGAGCUAUUAUACAGAUCCAAGUACUCCAGUUUCCUUACGGCCAUUUCCUCCUCCGUCGAAUCCAGAAUAUGAUUAUACCGAUGACAUUGAUGUCUAAGGGCGAUGAUCUGAUACUAAACGCGGUAAACAUUUCGACAAAGCAGACAUUACAUCAACUAUUAGUGAUAUAUUUAAUUUGUAUUGUAAUGAGACAAAUUGAAUAAUGUUAUUUACUGUAAACAAGACUGAUUAAAACACUAGUAAUUUUCAUAUAAA